CAGUUCAAUUAAAUAAAAUAUAAAAUAAACCGGUUUAUUCUGAAAUCAAUCAAUGUCUAUCGAUUUGGGUUUGAUCGUUUGCAAUUGCCAAUUUUUACUCUGAAAACAGACUAUUUGAUUAUCACAAUCAUAUCAAAUUGUUGAUAUUCAUAUGAUGAUAAUCAGCAAACAAACAAAAACGAGCAAAGAAAAAAAAUGACGAAUAAAAAUCAUCAAUAACAUCAUGUCGAUACAAGCAACCAGAAUUCUACGUUUCCGUUCAAUCAGAUUGAAUCGGACAAUAACAACAACAACAGCUGCAACAACAGCAACAGCAACACUGAAUGAUAAAUCAAAUAAUCGAACGGAUAUUGCCAUUUUUGGUGGUGGAAUUAUUGGUUCAUCCAUAGCAUAUUUCAUCAAGGAUAAAGCACCAAUCAAUUUGUGUGUUACGGUCAUUGAAAGAGAUCCAUAUUUUUGGUUCAUGUCAACAACCAAUCUGUCAAUUGAGGGGAGACGAGUCAACAAAAAAAUGUACCCAGAAUCUAACCCUAUUCCUGUCCUAUUAUUGUUCCUUUCGAUAUUCAUCCAUGCAACAGCAACAACAAGUGAAACGAUUGAAAAUGAAACCAAAUUGUUUCAUUAUCCAAAUGUUUAUCGUAAUGAAACAAUUUAUGAUGAAUUUUUUGGAAUAAAAAUUUAUGAUCCAUAUCGAUGGCUUGAAAAUACAAUCAGUAAUGAAACGAAACAAUUUGUUCGACAACAAAAUGCCAUAACAUUGCCUUAUCUUCAAUCAUGUAAAUAUAGAGAUCAUAUCCGUAAAAAGUAUAGACAAUUAUUGGAAUAUGAACGUGUUGUUUGUCCAUUCAAACGUGGUCCAUAUUAUUUUAUUCUAAAAAAUAAAGGAUUACAAAAUCAUUAUAUCCUGUAUAAAAUGCCAAAUGGACCAGAUGAUCUGGAUAAUGUUGAAGUGUUUAUUGAUACCAAUAAAAUGAGUUCUGAUGGAUCUAUAUCAAUGGCAUCAACAAGUUUUUCCAGAGAUGGUAAAUGGUGUGCAUAUGGAUUGGAUGAAUCUGGUUCUGAUUGGAAUAUAAUACGAAUACGUUCAACGGAAAAUAAUACCGAUUUGAAUGAAAUAUUGACAAACAUUAAAUUUUCAUCUGCAUCGUGGACAAAUGAUAAUCAAGGAUUUUUCUAUUCGCGUUAUCCAAAUGAAAGUCGAAUUGAUGGCACUGAAACGGCAGCGAAUAAAUUCAAUAAACUUUAUUAUCAUCGUAUUGGAACCGCACAACAAGAUGAUAUUCUAGUCUAUGAAACACCUGAUCAGCCAAUGAAUCGUUUCUAUGGCAGGGUUAGUGAUUGUGGUCAAUAUUUGAAUGUAUUCAUUAAACAAAAUAGUGAACAUGAAGCAUGGUAUUAUUAUCGUUUCGGUGAUAAUCAAACUGAAAAAAUUACCGGUAAACUUCGGCUUGAACCGAUAAUAUCGACAUUUGAUUCAAAUUUUGCAUACAUAUCAAAUGAUGGACCAAUUCAUUACGUACACACUAAUCGUAAUGCAUCAAAUUAUCGUCUGGUCAAAGUAAAUCUGACUGAUCAAUAUAGCUAUCAUGAAUCAAAAUGGACAGAUUUAAUUCCUGAACAUCAAGAUGAUGUUUUACGUGUCGUAAGAAUAGUGAAUAAUGAUUACAUUAUUUGUCAUUAUAUUCGUGAUAUUAAAAGUCGGCUAGAGAUACGAAAUUUAACCGAUGGAACUUUGAUAAAACAAUUGGAAAUUCCAUUAGGAUCAAUCGAAUGGAUCACUGGACAACGACAGAAUGAUAGCCAGAUAUUUUUCUCGAUUACAUCAUUUUUAACACCAACAAGUAUUUAUCGUAUCAAAUUGAAUAAUACUGAUGAUGAACCGGAUUAUCUGAAAUCAACGAUAUAUCGACAAUCGUGGCCAAAAAAUUUUAAUGCAAGUAAAUUUGUGACCAAACAAAUUUUCUACACAAGUAAAGACGGUACCAAGAUUCCAUUGUUUAUAGCGCAUAAAAAAGACAUAACAAUGAACGGUGAAAAUCCAACAUUACUAUAUGGAUAUGGUGGAUUCAAUAGCGUGACGAAACCACGUUUCUCACCAUCAAAAUUGAUCAUGUUGGAAAAUCUAAAUGGUAUCUAUGCAUUGGCUGGUAUUCGUGGCGGUGGUGAAUAUGGAAAACGAUGGCAUAAUGAUGGAAAAUUGUUGAAUAAACAAAAUAGUUUCGAUGAUUUUAUUGAAGCAGCCGAAUAUUUAAUCCGUAACAAUUAUACAAAUGCACAAAAAUUAAUCAUUGAAGGUGGAUCCAAUGGUGGACUGUUGGUGGCGGCCGUUUCAAAUCAACGACCAGAUCUAAUUGGUUGUGUCAUUUGUCGUGUUGGUCUAUUGGAUAUGUUACGUUUUCCACGAUUCACCAUUGGACAUGCAUGGAUAUCGGAAUAUGGAAAUCCAGAAUCAGAUGAAACAUAUUUCCAUUAUUUAUAUGGUUAUUCACCGUUGCAUAAUAUUCCUGACGGAAAUAAUGUGACCAGUUAUCCGGCUACAAUUUUGUUUACUGCUGAUCAUGAUGACCGAGUGGUGCCAUUACAUUCAUAUAAAUAUAUUGCACAGCUUCAAUAUCAACUUGGCGAUCGUUUCGCCCGUAAACCAUUAUUAAUACGUAUCGAUACCGGUACCGGGCAUGGUGGUGCAAAACCAACGGAUAAAAUCAUUGACGAUACGGUGGACAUUUACAGUUUUAUUAUCAAUUCAUUAUCAUUGAAAUAUUUGGAUUAACAUAAACACCAUGAAUUAUUGAAAUUCAAAUAGUUUUUUUUGUGUGUGUGACCAUUUGGAAUUUUCAACAACCAAAAACAAAACAAAAAAAAAUGGAUAAUAAUCACAUUUGGGAUGUAUUUUGUGUGGAUUGGCCUGUGAAAAAAAUCCAAGAAUUAGAAAAUGAUUAAAAAUUCCAAUUUCAAAAAAAUUA
Dermatophagoides farinae (American house dust mite) is the source of this 2963-nucleotide messenger RNA. RefSeq names its product prolyl endopeptidase. Gene Ontology annotation, cellular component: cytosol. Gene Ontology annotation, biological process: proteolysis. Gene Ontology annotation, molecular function: serine-type endopeptidase activity; oligopeptidase activity. Lineage: Eukaryota; Metazoa; Arthropoda; Arachnida; Sarcoptiformes; Pyroglyphidae. The record is from RefSeq and is a predicted model, not a curated record.